AUGCCGUCACCAGUUGGUUUCUUCAAGGCAAAUGUCGCUUCAAAUAAGUCUUUCUACGUUGUUUCCGCAUUUUCAAUUGUUGCUCUCCUCCUUGCUCUUGUAGCAACUGGAUACCAAUUUUCACUCUUCGGUGAUACUGAAAGAGAUGGUGAAUACUAUAUGAAUUUGAGCAAAGGACCACUUGAUGGGACAUGUGGCGCAAAACCGUUUUCGGAACACUUGCCGUUGGAAUUUACAUACCACAUUUCAACGGGAGACCUGAGCUACAAAUGCAUGCCGCCACUUUUCUUCCAAGUCAUUUGCCACUUGGCCGUGACCAUCACGUUGGUUGGACUUUCAUUAGCGUCGUAUCUUUUCGGCAUUUUGGUAGUGCAGAGAAAGGCUUUUGUGUUCUUAUUUGGGUAUAUACUUAUUUCCAUCUGUAUGAUCCGUGUCGGUAUCACAGAGAUCGUGAUUUCCAUUGGUUCAAAUAACUUUUGUAAGAACGAAUUGUUAUCCUCUGUCAAAUUCAACUCUCCGACCGGCAUAGUUCCAACGUCCGUAAGUUGCUACUUGACACAUUACAUUGUCUUUGGCUUUUAUGAAGUGAUAGUCGGCAUUAUCAGCGUACUCCACUCCAUCAUUCUCUCCUUCUUCUUUAUCAACUAUUUCAAGUUGAAACAAAAACAAAAGGAAGACGAGCAAAAACCAUAUGAAGAUGUUAAGUUCGAUGACAAAGGUCAUGUCGUCUCGGUGACUGACGACGUUAAACCCACCACAACUGGGACAGUCGCAGUCGAGUUGCCAGAAUCGAACACAGCAGUCGAACAACCGACAGUCAAUGACGCCAUCACAGAACACGCUGUACUUGCUGGUUAA
Entamoeba invadens IP1 is the source of this 858-nucleotide messenger RNA. RefSeq lists its product as hypothetical. Bases 1 to 858 code for a protein of 285 amino acids. The record is from RefSeq and is a predicted model, not a curated record. The transcript has 2 exons. NCBI's taxonomy places the organism in Eukaryota, Evosea, Mastigamoebida, Endamoebidae.